Messenger RNA from Candidula unifasciata, 3024 nucleotides. Lineage: Eukaryota; Metazoa; Mollusca; Gastropoda; Stylommatophora; Geomitridae. The record is from the annotation of a GenBank genome assembly.
AUGUCUAACGCCGGAUUCUUCAGGGGCACCACUGCCCAGCAGGAUACUCGGUUUUCUGACAAGAGAAAGAAACUUUUAAAGACAAUGAAGUUUGGUGAAGGAUUAGAAAGAAAGGUUGAUAUGACGAAAGUCAACGUUGACAGUUUGAAGCCGUGGAUAGCUCAGCGGAUCACAGAGUUGCUAGGAAUAGAAGAUGAUGUCGUUGUCGAGUUUGUCUACAAUCAGCUUGAAGAAAGGCACCCUGAUGCCAAAGAGAUGCAGAUCAACCUGACUGGCUUCCUCAAUGGGAAGAAUGCAAGAAUAUUUCUCAGUGAGCUCUGGGACCACCUGUGUAGUGCCCAGGAUAAUGUUACUGGUAUUCCUAACCAGUUUUUGGAGCAGAAGAAAAAUGAAAUCAAGCAAAGACAAGAAGAGCAAGAGAGGAUAAAAGAAGCUGUGAAAAAGAAAGAGGAGCAGAUAAAGGAACAGCUUGCAAGAGAGAGACGGGAGGUUGAGAAGUUGGAGCACAGAAGUCUGUCGCCCGAGAAAAGGUCUUCUGGUGACAAGGAAGAGAAAAAAGAUGCUAAGACAGAUGCUGAAGAUGGAGAAGCCUCUCCUGGCAUCACAGAUUUAAAGUCUGAGGUUAAAGUAGAAAAUCAUGAAGAUAAAGAUUCAGAGAAAGCAGGGGAUGCAAAAACAGAUGAAAAAGAAGAAGUGAAAACAAGAGAUACACCAGAGAAAGACAAGGAGAGGACCAGAGAUAGGACACCAGAGAAGAGACGUAGUGAUAGAGACAGGGAGAAAGAUAGAAGGCGCAGAUCUCAUACACCAGAAAAACGUUACAGCAGAAGGUCAAGAUCUCCAGAUAGGAGAGCCCCACACAGCCGUCAAAGGUCUGGAUUUGGUCGUAGCCGGUACUCACCUCCUGCAGUUCGGCGGAGGUCAAGGUCUCCGCGCAGAUCCAGGUCUCCAAGGAGAAGAUCCCCAUCUCCAAGGAGAAGGUCACCUUCGCCCAGACACCGUUCACCACCACCAAAACGGAGAAGUCCUCCAAGACGAGCGCCGUCAUCACCUCCUCGUCGCAAGUCAAGAUCACCUCGCAGAACCGAACAUAUUAAAAAGAAAGCUAGGUCUAGUUCUGAAGAAAGUUCUAGCAGUUCUGAAGAUGAUGAUGACGAAAAGCCAAGAGGAUCCAAAGCUCCGAAUGAAGCAGCAUCUACACCAGAGAAAGCCAGUGUCCAGAAGAGGAGAAAUUACCGAAAGCACGAUGAAGAUGACAGUGGCAAAGACUCAUCAAGCUCAUCAUCCGGAGAAUCAAGUGAUGAGGAGGGAGCAUCCCAGCCGCCAGUUAAUGGGAGAAGACAAGAACAUGAACCUAGAACUCCAUCACCCUUUGUUCGUCGACACAGGACUCCAGAGCCAAGGCGCCGCAGUCCAGUAAUAAGGAGAUAUUCUCCGGCUCGCAGAAGGAGAAAUCCUUCACCCAGGCGCCGAUCACCGCCACCAAGGUAUUCUCCUCCCAGACGCCAUCCAUCACCAAAGCCUCGGCGCGGACGUGUGUCUGCCUCGCCAGCUAGACAACCUACACAUUCACCUGUACGUAGACGCAAGGCAUCCCCACCUUUGUCUCCACUACUGAAAAAGAGACAGCAUUCUCCAGUAUCGGUAUCUCCACCACCUGUGAAGCCGAGGAAAAAGCCACCCCCAAAGUCAGAAUCGGAAGAGGAAAGCUCCUCUGGCUCCGAAGCCUCACCAAAAAUGCGUGAAGUGCCUCCAAAGUCAAAAGGUGCUCCAAAACCUAAAUCGCCUCCUAAGGAAGAAGUUAAAAAGAAAAAAGAAGAAUCUUCAUCGUCAGACUCUGAAAGUGAAGAAGAGUCGGAAGAGUCUGGGUCACCAGAACCAAAGAAAGCUAAAACCUCUUUCCGUGCCCCUCAAAGGAGAUCACCUUCUCCUCCCAGUGUGAAAAGGGCAUCUAAGCCUACGUCAAGGUCACCUCAAAGAGGAGGCCGACCAGAUAGACAGCGUCCCUCCAGAAGUCCUAGCCGGGGUAGUCAGUCAAAGUAUCUCUCUCCUGUCAGGCAGAUGCAGAGGGGAUCUGUUGAUGGUGGCGACUUUAGAAGAGACAGGCGUGGAAAUGAAGGAUCCCCUUCAAGGAGGAGACAGGCAAGACCUUCCUUGUCACCACGAAGCAGAGGCAGACAUGUCUCCCCGAGAUCACCACCCCCCAGAAAGGCACCAGUGAAGCAGAGGUCAGCCAGCCCUGAAGCACCGUCAAAACAACAGAAGCGGCGACCUGCAUCCCCGUCAGGCAGCAGCAGUAGCUCGGAGGAUGAAGCACCCAGGAAACCUCAAGAGAGAGAUGUCAGCAGGAAAGACACACGUACAGGCAGCAAAUGGAGUCAGUCCCCAUCCCCUUCUAGGAAUGCCCCACCUGUGAAAAAACGUAAAGACCUUUCUCCGAGCCCUGCUCCAAAAUUCCGCAAUAGGAGCAUACAGGAGGAUAGAAACUCUAGAGGAAUGAUGAGGGAUCGAUCCUCUCCCAUGAGCCCUCCCAGGGAGGGCAGAGACAGACCCAGGCAGAGGGACGACAACCUGAAACAGAGAGACGGCAGAGACGACGAUGACCGUAAGAUUGAUUCAAGGAGGAGACGAGAGGAGGAUGUGAAAGAACGAGGUAGAAGCCCAAGUCCUUCUCGAAAUGGGCGUGAUCUACAAAGUAAACCGGCAAAACCUGACAAAUCAGUAGCAUCAGGCAGUGAAAGUGAAACCGAGGACUCAGAUUCGGAUGAAGGAUCAAAAAAGAAGAGGAAAAAGAAGGAAAAGAAGCAUAAAAAACACAAGAAACAUAGGAAACACAAGCACAGAAAGGAUGGUGCGGAUGUACAGGAGAAAGGAGAGGACCUUGAGCGUCGUCUCAGGGAGAAAGCAUUGCAGUCAAUGAGAGCCAAAGCUGCCGCCGCUGCUGCAGGAGGUGAUAGUCAGUCGAGCGAGAGUGAAGACAGCAGUUCUGGCUCUGAUGAGCCAGCAAAACCGUCAAGAUCAUAG